This is a messenger RNA of Mizuhopecten yessoensis (Yesso scallop), 1266 nucleotides long. RefSeq lists its product as uncharacterized. NCBI's taxonomy places the organism in Eukaryota, Metazoa, Mollusca, Bivalvia, Pectinida, Pectinidae. Bases 1 to 948 code for a protein of 315 amino acids. The record is from RefSeq and is a predicted model, not a curated record. The transcript has a single exon.
AUGGACAUGGAUGAAAUCAACCGUACACCAUUAUAUGCUCCAGUGUUUUCCUUGCUGGAUGAUAAAGCCAAAACAGACUGUGUCCUCGGUGCCGCAAAUAAAGUGAAUGAUACUUUAGGUUUCUGCAAUUUUCGGACAAUAACCGUAAUGCGUGAAGACUUGCAGGCAUUACAGCACAAUGAUUCCCAGUUGGAAGCCAUGAAACAUGGGGACAUUUUUGAAUGUGCCCUUUGUGAUAAAACAUACAUAAAGUCUGGAUGGUUUAAGAAACAUUUAGAGAAAAGGCACAGCUGGAAAUUUCAUAGUGUUCAAAGCAAAGAUGCAGAUUUAAAUCCUGUUCAGAGUUUUCUGCUCAUAUCUUUCUUGCUCAGAGAUUCAUGCGACGCCUUCAAAAUGGGUGAUGGUGACAGGAUUGUAAGGAACGCUUAUUUGGAAUGGCUGUAUGCUUCUGCCGUAAGACACAUAAAAUAUAGACUCUGGCUUUGGCGAAUGAUUUCUUAUGCUAUUGCUAUCCUCGAUACCAAAGACAGCUUUGAGUAUAAGUGGAACAUGACUGUAAACUUACCAGGUGAAAUUCAAAAUAAUAUUCCGAAUGAUAAUUGUGUAGAAAUACAAGUACAUAACAUCAAAAGGCAACUAAACACACAAGGUGCAAACAAAUCUUUCAAAUCCGCGAAACAAAUUUGUAUGACAACGCAAGUUAUAGAUGGAAUAAAAGAACAGUUAAUGAAAACAACUGAAACUGUGAAACCAAGAGUUGCAAGACCAACAGCUGACAAAACAAAAGAUGUUGUUAUGAUUGUGCAAAACCUGCGACAAAAGGGACAAGUGAAAGAUUUGACAUGGGAAAGUUUCUCUAAUUUCAAAGAGCCGUUGAAUCGCAUUAGUAGUAUGGACAUACAUGACUGGAUAAACACACAAAGGAGAAUUGCAAGUUUUUACAUGUAAUAAAUGGAAUCCAAAUUUAUGUUAAGUUCUCUACAUGUAAAUUUCAUGUGGAAAAUCAAAUGCACAAGUAUCUUGGUACUGUAUAUAUACAUUCACUCGAGUAUUUUUAAGAAAUACUUUGUCUAUUCAAUCUUCUUUGAAUACCCAAGGAUGAUUUUAUCUUAAAAUUUGGAAUCUGACUAUUCAAGCGUAAUAUUUAAAAAGGUAGGGUCAACGAUCAUAUUUCCUGCUCAGCACACCAGUCGAUACAGUUGUAUGUGAAGUCACUGUCAUGCAUCAGAGUGACCUGGAAAGUCAUUUACUAAAUAUAGAUGAAAA